AUGUUCAGAUUAAAACAAGAUGAAAGGCAUGCACGGGAUGAAAUUAGUAAAGUCCUCGAGCGAGAACGGGCUGCCUCCAACGAGCAUUUGGCCAGAGUCCUUUUUAGAGAGCGAGCUGUGCAUGAAGAGGAGCGCCUGAAAGCACAAAUUUUGGCCAAGCAGCUGGAAGAGAAAGACAGAGAGCUGAAGAAGCACGAUGCUUACUACAAAGAGCAGCUGGGUCGACUGGAAGAGAGGAGUGCACAAUUCUACAAAGUCACCACGGAGGAAUUCCAGAAAGCCGUCAAUGAGGUAGACGCCAGAUUCAAGCGAUACGAGUCUCACCCAGUCUGCGUGGACCUGCAGAGCAAAAUUCUCCAGUGCUACCAGCAGAACUCUCGGCAGACACUCAGCUGCUCAACGCUGGCCAACGAGUACUUGAAGUGCGUCAACCUUGCCAAGCAGGGCAUGGCUGGCAGAGGAGGGUAGAGGUCCCUCCUCAUCGAGC
Euleptes europaea (tarantolino) is the source of this 487-nucleotide messenger RNA. RefSeq names its product coiled-coil-helix-coiled-coil-helix domain containing 3 (gene CHCHD3). NCBI's taxonomy places the organism in Eukaryota, Metazoa, Chordata, Lepidosauria, Squamata, Sphaerodactylidae. The record is from RefSeq and is a predicted model, not a curated record. Bases 1 to 468 code for a protein of 155 amino acids. The transcript has 6 exons. Gene Ontology annotation, cellular component: mitochondrion; MICOS complex. Gene Ontology annotation, biological process: inner mitochondrial membrane organization.